Molecule: messenger RNA, 483 nt
Organism: Colletotrichum aenigma
Lineage: Eukaryota; Fungi; Ascomycota; Sordariomycetes; Glomerellales; Glomerellaceae
Exons: 2
Coding region: 1-483 (160 amino acids)
Source: RefSeq, a predicted model, not a curated record
AUGGCUGACCCAGAUAAGAAGACAACGGCAAGUAAGAGGACAAAGGCAAGGGCAAGGAAACGAGAAGCCAAGAAGGCCAGGGAAGAACAGGCUAGGCAACAGCAGGAAAAACUGACCGAUGUUCCAAGGCACACGCUCCAGAAUGAUUUACGCAUCGAGUUUCAAGCCGCCAGUAAUUUGAUGAGGGACCUUUACCAACAAGCUCCAAACCCGUACGACAUCAAUGAUACCAAGCGCUUGACCGAGUCAGCCAGGCCAAGAUGGGUCAGGACGCGAGUGCAACUCUAUAACGCCAUCAGCGAAGUCAAGGAUGCCGAGCAGCCCCUUCUCGACUGCGCAAUGAAGUACCGGGGUCGGAUGACUGAAAACGAGUGGAUCAGGGUAUUGGAACAAGUAACGGGACAACUGAAUGCGAUCAAAGAUUCUGGCUGCCACAAGCUGUACGCUGAUCUCCUCGGAAAGGGACCGGCCAGCAAAAGGUAG